AUGAAACUCAUCCGUUUCUUUGUGAAAGAAACUUUUAAUUUUCUCAAGAAAGCUGCCUGGGAAGAAUGGUUGGUUAGUGAAGUGAGCAAUAUUUUCCAUGAAGAGCCCAUGAACCCUACCAAUCAGGCAGUUCCUGAUGGAAUUCGCCUUCACAUGGUGUCUGUGUUUGUAGCAGAGCUCGAAAGUGUUGUUGAUGACAAGGUUCCUGCUUCUGUCUUGCUAAAACUUCUGGAUCCACUAUUCCUCCUGGCAGCAUACUCUAAAAAUGUGACUGUUACUGGUGCUGUGAAGAAAAGUUUGUUUGAGUGUCUUGUUCAGUGUGAUACUGAUGAAGCAGAUGAAACACUGAAGACUGUCGGGUUGAAGGUUGAUUUUUCUGAAGUUGCUGACAGAUUGUUCACUUUAGCAAGCGACAGAAAUGUUCUGGGUAGGAACAGAAACCAGCUCUUUAGCUGGUCUAAGAGGCUGAGAAAACAAUCAACAGGGCAACUUGAGGAAGGAGACCCUGUGCAAGAAGGUGAAACCUCAGAUGGGAUUCCUCUUGGAAAAAAGAGGGAAACAACAGAAAAGUCUUCAGAUUUAGUAAAUGGGUCAACUGAGGAAAACUGCAGUGAAAAAGGUCACACUAGGGAAGCAAAACAGAAAAGAAAAAGGAGGAAACAUGGGGAAAUUGAAAAAGAAGAAGAGAAACAGGGCAAGGAUUGUAUUAAAGAGAAGAAAGAAGAAAAGAGAAAGAGGAAAAAUAGUGAAGAUGAUUUAAAUGUUGGGUCUCAUUUGGGUGAAAGAAUAACUUUUGAAGAGGAUAAAGGUGAAUCUAAGAAAAAGAAGAAGAAAAUGAAAAAAUCUCUGGUUGAUACCAGCAAUGGAACUGUAAUUAGUGAAAAUUCAAACAGUGACCAUAAACGUGAUUGUAAAAAAUUGACAAAUGGGAGUGACAAGAGUGAAGAACAUGAAUCGAGUAAGUCACUUGUUAAUGGCUCAAGUGAGAGUGAAGCUUCUGCUGUAAAUGGAGACACAAGACUUUCUCCAGAAAUAGAGGAUCAAACAUCGUCUAGAACUGUUGACAGGAAAGUUUUUCGCAAAGCAGCAAGUUCUAGCUGUGAGCCAUUUGCAAAAUUUCAGAAGAAUUCAACUCCGCCAGCAUUUGUUAGAAAAUGUUUAGCUAAAACACCAAGUACAGAACCACAAAAAAGCAAGACAAGUAAAUUGAAGAAUCAACCCCCUAGAUCAGUCCCACCAAAGCAAACCUCCAAGAGAGUUAGAAUCGAGAUGUCAAAAAACACUGCACAUACAGCACAAGAUUAUCGACGCAGUGUGAAGGAGAGCCCAAGAAUCCCAUUUGAUGCACAUAAGACACCCACUCAGGGGCUGCUCAAGUCACCACCCCUGCCUCGGAGAACACCCCUGGUUGUGAAGGCUGCUCCAUCGCCAGACCCUGCCCAGAGGCAACAAGGAAAAAAACAGCCCAAAGCUGGUCAAAGGCCCAAAGCUCUUGAUUUCUUUUGAGAUAACAAGCCCUUUAACUUGCAUCAUGAAACUCUUUGAAAAUCCACACAAUGUUUUUUUAAUAGUAAGCAACCCCACAAAAUGACAAAAACAUGAUACUGUGUUUGUUGUAGCUGACAAAAACAAGACUGAAAUAAUACAAUAUGCAGCCAUGUAUGUCUACACUCAGAAUACAUGUAUAUACACCUAUUUUGAUGGUACCCAUGGACAUUCUGCGAGUUGUGUAGUGUUUUCCGAACCCCAAAGUGGUGAGGAAAUAUACAAGCAAUGAUCAAAUUGUUCAUGUGUGUUACAUGUUAAACCAUUAAAGAACGGAUUUUUUAUACCACUAUGGUCAUUUUCUAGUAUUUUGGCUUCUAGUUUUUAAAAAUACAUCCUGCAUCAUCCAAAAAUCACAUCCAUCACUUAUAAGCACUCGCAAAUGACAAAAACAAAAUAAAAUUCUACAGAACAAUAAUAGGCUCAUGUUUUGCACAUUCUCUUGGUUUAAAGUGUUAAAAUGGUGCAGUAGUGGAGCAAAUACAUGUGUUUGGUAUUAGCUACGUGUAUAUUCUAAGUACUUUAUUGAACAUUGAAAAAAGUGCUUAAUAUAAUUAUAAUUUGCAAAUGCUUAUCCAAAAAGACCUGUAGCCUAAGAGUCACUGUAUCAUGGCUGAGUUUCUUUGUGUUAUCACGUUUUGCUAUAAUUAUACUUGAUAUGAAACACAAUAUUGGUGAAUACAUUAUCCUUAAUUCUGACCUCAAGGAUCUAAUUCAUGUAAUGUAAAUAGUUUUCAAGAGAUCAACAUCUUUUUACAACAUUUAUUCAGAAUUCAGAGUAUUGAUAUUUUAUUGCAUUGUUCUCCUGUCUACAUCACAUUAUCUUAUUUGCCUGUUAUCAAAAGCAGCUGAGUGCUAACCUGUCAUCAGGCAUUCUUUUUUUCGGCGAAAGGGGGUGAGAAAAAAGGGAAAAAAACCUGAUCCCAUGGUAGCCUGGUGCAAAACCUUAUGGCAUGAAAGCAGUUUGUUUUGCAUUAAAUUGACUUUGUGAAUGAACUAAUUUUGCAAAGAGAACUUUGAAUUGGGCUUUCAUGUUUACGACAAAGCUAUCCAAAUAUGAAGUAAAUUAUAGCUUCUGGAAUCUGGACUUAAGAAAAUAAUUAAUAAAAGUGACUGUACAUCAAAGACUUUCUUGAAAGUAAAUAACUUUCUAAAUGAACAAAUGCCCUGCUGUCUACGGGUUGUAUCGCUGUAUCUCUCUCUCUAUCUAUGUGAGUGUUUUUGCUCAUUUCUACUGUGUGUCUGUGUUUUCAAUUGUGGGGGGAAGGGGGUAUUUGGGGAUUGUAACAAAUUGAUGUUCCAAUUAGGGUUUUCUAUGGAGGGGGUAGUUGAAGAUUACUAGCUUUGGUUACCCUCUCCCCCUAGGUAAUGCUAAGUAAAAACCCCAAACCUUUCAAAACAACCACCGCAAAACAAACCAGUGAAAACUACAAGAUCCAAGCCUUCAAAAUUAUCAAUCUCCAAAUUCUCCUUACUACUCUUUCAUUGUCCUUGUUGGGAGAAUUUUAUCAUGAAUGAAUGGAAGUGCAACGUUCCACUUGGUGAUCAGUUGUCAAUAGUCUUAAUGUUAUAAGAACCUGCAAGCUGAUCAACAACUCGGUAAAGGUUGAAGACUCCAAUGUAAUGCUGCCAAUACAGCUUUGAUGUGCACAAUUCUUGAUAAAUAAUGUUCAUGACACAUAAAAAGAUGAGCAGUUCACUAUCCUAUGAACUGUCCUGAGCUACAAGGACCCCGGAAGUCUUGUCUGAUGUCUGCACAGAGUCCUCUGGUGGACUUUCUUUGUCUCCUUUUACGUGGAUAUUGUGUUUAUCUUUAAAUGCUGUAAGUUCUUGUUCCUUUGCUGUUAGUGUAUCUUUUAACUUGCUGAUUAGGCCUGAAAUCUGGUGAUGUAUGGCAAACAAACAUUAGGUGUAAACACUUGUUAGUGGGGUGGAAGCACUCUUGAAAAUCCAUGGGGAAGAAUGCAAAACAAGUGAGCAGGCAAGUGUGACUGUGAAUGUGACAUAGUGCCAGCAUUGGAAUAUGAGCGGAAGGAGAGACUCUUCGCUUGUCUUCUGAUGCCUGCGCUACAAGUGGCCUUGCAUGUCAAGCUUCCAUACUUGCAACUGCUCCCUUGUGUUGCGUUCUUUGCAUUAUUGCCCACGGCAUUUCGAACCAAGGAGACUGCUUGCAGUCUAACUUGUUAGGGAAACCAAUACAAACUACACUCUUUCAAAAACACAGCUCUAAAAUGUUCAGUGUAAGAGGCUGCCUCAAUGUUUGUAUUGUCUUGGAAUUACUUUUUGUUUCCCAUCUGUUGCUGAGUUGAAUGAACAUUCAGUUUGAAUUGAACUGACAAUAUUCUAGAAAUUGCUGUACUCUGCAGUCUGGUUCCCCACAGGCUGACAAAAUAUGCUGCGUAUGCGUUGAUAACACUCUGGUUAGCAGUAAAAGGCACUCUGGCCAGCCAGAUUAGCAAAACAGUUGGCCUAAUUAUAUGUAGCACUACAGUUUCUCUCAGAAUGGUAAUGCUGGUAGCGCUCAUUUGUAGGCUAGGGUACCACUAUAAUAUUUGUGUUCUUUUGAUGCAAUAUUUAUUGUUUAAAUGAUAGUUAUUCUUAGAAAUUGGACCAAAUUA
Molecule: messenger RNA, 4163 nt
Organism: Orbicella faveolata
Lineage: Eukaryota; Metazoa; Cnidaria; Anthozoa; Scleractinia; Merulinidae
Product: ribosomal RNA processing protein 1 homolog A-like
Biological process (GO): rRNA processing
Cellular component (GO): nucleus; preribosome, small subunit precursor
Source: RefSeq, a predicted model, not a curated record